Molecule: messenger RNA, 729 nt
Organism: Microthlaspi erraticum
Lineage: Eukaryota; Viridiplantae; Streptophyta; Magnoliopsida; Brassicales; Brassicaceae
Source: the annotation of a GenBank genome assembly
AUGCCGUAUUAUAUUCAGAGGCUUUUCAAUACUUGCAAGGCAUCUCUCUCUCCUAAUGGACCUGUGUCUGAGGAGGCCUUAGACAAGGUUCGCAAUAUGUUGGAGAAAAUCAAGCCGUCUGAUGUAGGACUGGAACAGGAAGCUCAAUUGGUGCGUAACUGGCCUGGUCCUGGGAACGAGCGUAAUGGAAACCAUAAUUCUCUGCCAGCAAUAAAGUAUCUUAAUUUACAUGAGUGUGACAGCUUCUCGAUUGGGAUUUUCUGCAUGCCACCUUCUUCUAUCAUACCACUUCAUAAUCAUCCAGGCAUGACAGUGCUAAGCAAGCUCGUUUACGGUUCAAUGCACGUGAAGUCAUAUGAUUGGGCUGAGUCUGACCCAUCAGAGCUAGACGAUCCAUUGCAAGCAAGACCCGCGAAGCUGGUCAAGGAUACUGAUAUGACUGCCCCUUGCCCAGCAACCACGCUAUAUCCAACUUCCGGCGGCAACAUCCAUUGUUUCAAAGCCAUUACUCAUUGCGCAAUCUUCGACAUCUUGUCUCCUCCGUACUCUUCUACUCAUGGCAGACACUGCAACUACUUCCGCAAAUCCCCUAUACGAGAUUUACCUGGUGAGAUUGAAGUGAUGAAUGGAGAAGUGAUCUCAAACGUGACAUGGCUGGAAGAGUAUCAACCUCCAGAUAACUUUGUGAUAUGGAGAGUUCCGUACAGAGGUCCUGUGAUUAGGAAAUGA